CUUUUUUUGAGGAUCGCGAAAUCUUGACUUUCUUCCCUUUCCGCACCACCACCGUUCGACACCGUCUCCCCGUGGAAGAAAGACCGAAAUCGCCCAAGAUGGCUCCCGCUAACCUCCCCUCGAUCUUCAAUGCCACUUCCCAGGACAUUGAGAUGCUGCUUGCAGCUCAAGCCCACCUGGGAAGCAAGAACCUCCAGGUUCACAUGGAGCCCUACCUGUGGAAGACCCGUGCCGACGGUGUCAACGUGAUCAACGUUGGCAAGACCUGGGAGAAGAUUGUCCUCGCCGCCCGCAUCAUCGCCGCCGUCGACAACCCAGCUGACAUUUGCGUCAUCUCUGCCCGUCCCUACGGUCAGCGUGCCGUCCUCAAGUUCGCCGCCCACACCGGCGCCGUCGCCAUUGCCGGUCGCUUCACCCCCGGUUCCUUCACCAACUACAUCACCCGCUCUUUCAAGGAGCCCCGCCUCAUCAUCGUCACCGACCCCCGUACCGAUGCCCAGGCCAUCAAGGAGGCUUCCUACGUCAACAUCCCCGUCAUCGCCCUCUGCGACACCGACUCCCCCACCGAGUACGUCGACGUUGCCAUCCCCACCAACAACAAGGGUCGUCACUCCAUCGGUCUCGUCUGGUGGAUGCUCGCCCGUGAGGUCCUCCGCCUCCGCGGCACCAUCUACAACCGCGAGACCCCCUGGGACACCAUGGUCGAUCUGUACUUCUACCGCGACCCCGAGGCUGAGGCCGAGGAGAAGGUCGAGGAGGAGAAGCUCCCCGGCGUUGAGGAGGAGGGUGUUGCCGCCAUUGAGUCCGGCUUCCCCGCCACCGGCGACUGGGACGCCCAGGCUCCCGGCUUCACCGGUGCUCAGGCUGGUGCCAACUGGGACGGUGCUGGUGAUGAGUGGGCUGCCGCUGGCGCCGCUCCCACCGGUGACUGGGCCGCUGCCGGCGACGCUGCCGCUGCUGCCCCCAAGGAGUCUUCCUGGUAAACUCCCUUUCGUCAUUCAGGUGUCGGCAUGACAUACAAAACGAGAGGAUUCCCCCAAACACAUCAACCUACAAACGCACCGGUCAUCGAAGCACGGUGUGCGAAAGAUAUCCACAAAACGGCGGAACAGCAAAUGGUCAUGGAAUGGUAGAUAAAAGACUCUGGCGGAGUUUUUUUCUUUUAUGAUCGCUGGUAGCAAUCUUGGGGGCAAAAAAGGGAAAGGGUCAACUUGGUCUGCACUAAUGAGGGAAAGAUACUCGAACCAAAAAACAUUGUGAAAUAGUCGGCAAACCACCAAUUGUUUGUGAUGUCGUUUUGGGGAGAGGGAAAGCCCUGUGUGGCCAAAAGGGGUGGACUUAAUCGUUAUCCCGCUCUUCUUCUGCUUGCUUUCCGUUGAAAGCUUCUGGUCGAAAAAAUCAUGAAAUGUUUUGAGGACUUGAAAUACCACAACCCC
Molecule: messenger RNA, 1436 nt
Organism: Colletotrichum scovillei
Lineage: Eukaryota; Fungi; Ascomycota; Sordariomycetes; Glomerellales; Glomerellaceae
Product: ribosomal protein S2
Exons: 3
Coding region: 99-983 (294 amino acids)
Biological process (GO): ribosomal small subunit assembly; cytoplasmic translation
Cellular component (GO): ribosome; cytosolic small ribosomal subunit; 90S preribosome
Molecular function (GO): structural constituent of ribosome
Source: RefSeq, a predicted model, not a curated record